AAACAAUAUUUUAAAUUUUAAUUCUGGACUGAAAAAAUUGGGAGUUUGAUCUGAAACGCGAAAAAGGAUUCCUCUCACUUUUCCCAGUCUGCGACUCUGCGCCAAAAUUCAAUUUCUUUAAUAAAGGAAACCCUAAUUCCAAAAUCGAGCUACGCCAAGAAACCCUCCAGUCCUCUGAAUCUGUUGCUACGAAGUGCUCUGCCUCACUAGUUAUAACCCUAGAACGAUCCAUUUAAUCGAGCAAGCAGAAGGAUGGCGAUUGCGAGAACUGGAGUUUUUGUAGACGACUAUUUGGAGUAUUCUAGCACAUUGCCGGCGGAGCUUCAGAGGCUUCUCAACACCAUUCGAGAAUUGGAUGAUCGUUCACAAGCCAUGAUAAACCAAUCAAGGCAGCAAACAAAGUAUUGUUUGGGUUUGGCAUCUCAAGGGGGUUCAUUCUCUAGGAAAAACGAGGAUGAGGAGGUGUCUGAAAAGCUUCGAAAAGAAAUUGAGGCAAACCAGGACAAUGCCCUUAGCCUCUGCACUGAGAAGGUUCUACUUGCCCGACAAGCUCAUGACCUUAUUGAUAGUCACAUAAAACGUCUUGAUGAGGAUUUGAAUAACUUUGCAGAAGAUCUCAAACAAGAAGGAAAAAUAGCACCAGACGAGCCGGCUGUGCUUCCUCCAUUACCUUUAGUUCCUAAAGGUGAAAAACGCAAGCCACUAUAUGGAACACCUCAGUCGAAGAGGUUUGACUACAAGGAGAGAGAUUGGGAUAGGGAGCGUGACAGAGAUUUUGAGCUUAUGCCUCCUCCUGGAAGCCUUAAGAAAGACUUUGCUUCACCUGUUGAACUCGAUCAACCCAUUGAUCCAAAUGAACCUACUUACUGUGUCUGCCAUCAGGUAUCUUUUGGUGAUAUGAUUGCAUGUGACAAUGAAAACUGCCAAGGAGGUGAAUGGUUUCAUUAUGCUUGUGUUGGGCUUACUCCUGAGACUAGAUUUAAGGGAAAGUGGUAUUGCCCGACGUGCAGACAGGUAGCACACUAACGACACCAUUGAAGAUGUAAUGCAUGUAAAUUACUCUACAUUUUGACAUAUUCAUUCUACCUAAAAAGUAGCUGCAUAUAUUACUGCCUCUCCAACUUUGGUAACGAUUGUAAUUGAGGCUUUCACAACACUGCACUACCAUUUUCAUUCCUAUUUUUGCCAUCGUCUAGGUCAUCUUUAUAUUCUCUCAA
Salvia miltiorrhiza (redroot sage) is the source of this 1217-nucleotide messenger RNA. Its product is annotated as PHD finger protein ING2. Bases 253 to 1026 code for a protein of 257 amino acids. NCBI's taxonomy places the organism in Eukaryota, Viridiplantae, Streptophyta, Magnoliopsida, Lamiales, Lamiaceae. The transcript has 8 exons. Gene Ontology annotation, cellular component: nucleus. The record is from RefSeq and is a predicted model, not a curated record.